Molecule: messenger RNA, 2250 nt
Organism: Doryrhamphus excisus (bluestripe pipefish)
Lineage: Eukaryota; Metazoa; Chordata; Actinopteri; Syngnathiformes; Syngnathidae
Gene: gmppb
Product: GDP-mannose pyrophosphorylase B
Biological process (GO): GDP-mannose biosynthetic process
Molecular function (GO): mannose-1-phosphate guanylyltransferase (GTP) activity; GTP binding
Source: RefSeq, a predicted model, not a curated record
CGUAGCCUGACACUCAGCAGUCAAACCGGAAGCCAAACAAAAGAGCUGGGAUUUGAAGCAUCUUACGUGUCACUACGAGGGUACUGCUGUCUGGACAUCUACCUAAAAUAGCAGUGGGUCGCUACACAUCACUUCUUCAGUCGUCAUUGAUGAGUCCUGGUUGCCCCAGUAACGGUCGAUAAAGACAGCAAUCAUGAAGGCUUUGAUCUUGGUCGGGGGUUACGGUACACGUCUGCGACCUCUCACCUUGAGCGUCCCCAAGCCACUCGUGGACUUCUGUAACAAGCCCAUCCUGCUACAUCAGGUGGAGGCCCUGGUCAAGGCUGGAGUGAACCAUGUGGUCUUGGCAGUGAGCUACAUGUCUGAGCUGCUGGAGAGAGAAAUGAGAGUCCAGGAGCAGAGACUUGGCAUCCGUAUCUCUCUUUCGCAUGAGAAGGAGCCUCUUGGAACAGCGGGUCCGCUGGCGUUGGCUCGGGAGCUGCUGGACGUUGACAACGAGCCCUUCUUCGUCCUCAACUCGGACGUCAUAUGUGACUUUCCCUUCCAAGAUCUGCUGCAGUUCCACCGCAACCAUGGCAAAGAGGGCACCAUUGUGGUGACCCGAGUGGAGGAGCCCUCGAAAUACGGCGUGGUGGUGUUUGAGGCGGAGAGCGGCAGGAUCCAUCGCUUUGUGGAGAAGCCUCAGGUCUUUGUCUCCAACAAGAUCAACGCCGGCAUGUACAUCUUUAAUCCCAGCAUGCUCGGCAGGAUUCAGCUCAGACCGACAUCCAUUGAGAAAGAGAUUUUUCCUGUCAUGGCUGAGGAGGGACAGCUGUACGCCAUGGAGCUGCAGGGUUUCUGGAUGGACAUCGGUCAGCCCAAAGACUUCCUGACAGGAAUGUGUAUGUACCUGCAGUCGCUACGGCAACACGCCCCUGACAGGCUGCGCACAGGGCCCGGUUUCCUCGGCAAUGUUCUGGUGGACCCGACCGCUCAGAUCGGUGAAAACUGCACCAUCGGCCCCAAUGUGACCAUCGGCGCCGGCGUGGUGGUGGAAGACGGCGUGAGGAUAAAGCGCUGCACUGUGAUGAAAGCAGCCAGAGUCCGUUCGCAUUCGUGGCUGGAGAGUUGCAUCGUGGGAUGGAGCUCCUCUGUGGGCCAGUGGGUCCGCAUGGAGAACGUGACCGUGUUGGGAGAGGAUGUGAUCGUCCACGACGAGCUUUAUCUAAACGGCGCAAACGUCCUGCCGCACAAAUCCAUUAGUGAGUCAGUCCCAGAACCGCGGAUCAUCAUGUAGCAUCGCAAGGAAGAAGAAUUUCUUCUGAACUGAAGAUCUAAACUGAGCCUGAGUGAGUCAGUGGUACCAAGGAGGGGGCGGAGGAAACUGAGAAUCCUUUUUUUUUCUUUUUAAACAAAUUUGGACUUUAGUCCUGCUUGACUGCAUCUCGUUGGAUGGGGUUGAGAUCUUGAUGAAGGCAGCAGGAAGGACCAUGUGAUGCUGCAGGGUUGAACAUUACUUUAACAGAGGAAGGUGUGUGUGUGUGUGUGUGUGUGUGUGUGUGUGUGUGUGUGUGUGUGUGUGUAUUUCCAGAGCUGCUGUUUAGACUCAGUCAGUCAAGGUCCACACUUCAUCGCCACGUCAAUGCACUGAAAUGACUGAGGAUCUGAAAUGACUGCGUUCAGUACUCGGAUUGGCCGCUUGAGGGCAGCAGAGCACAUAAUGGUUCCCAGGAUGGUCAAACUCGUAUAGUUUAACCGGUUAUUUUUACACUAACUAAUUAGUCAUGUCAACUGAUCUAUUUUACAUAUUAAUUAUCAUCAUACAUUACAAAAUGAACUCUUUAUUACUAUGCAGCUGUAGUAGCACUGCAGUGAAACCAAAUCACGUGUUAUUCCGUGUUUGAAUGGAAGGUGGCGCUGCAUUUAAAGGAGCCUUCAUUCUUGUGCAAUAAACAAGAAGAGCAGUAGAAAAAUGAAUGAUGCAUUCACAUAACAAAUAUUGUUUGUCCUUGUUUUAAAUCCGGUGAAGAAUGAAGGCCAAACCAUGGCCUUGGAGUGAGCAUCAAUGGUCUCCUUGAAGGUCACAUUGUUGCCUUCUAGCGUUGCAACAGGAAGUAAAAUUAUCAGCCACUGAAGCAGAUGAGGUGCACUGAUGAUGUCACAUUGUUUGCUGUUGUGACGAUGAAGUAUUUUCUAAGAGAAUAAUAUAACUCUUCAACUCUUCCACUUUUUGUCUUGGUUGUUUCUUUGCUCUGUGUUCAAUUCCACUCA